Gadus morhua (Atlantic cod) is the source of this 949-nucleotide messenger RNA. RefSeq names its product cytochrome b561 (gene cyb561). The coding region runs from base 133 to 879 and encodes 248 amino acids. The transcript has 6 exons. Gene Ontology annotation, cellular component: lysosomal membrane. The record is from RefSeq and is a predicted model, not a curated record. Gene Ontology annotation, molecular function: oxidoreductase activity. Lineage: Eukaryota; Metazoa; Chordata; Actinopteri; Gadiformes; Gadidae.
GACAGAGUGGGAGUGGUCUUCCAGUGACAUCUCGUUCUGGUCUGUGUUGUCGGAGUCUGACUUCCUGCUAUAUCCUGAACCACCUGCUGGAGUAUGAACAGAUACGCACAACACUACUAGCUUGUGUUGACUAUGGACUCCUCCCCCUCUAGCCGUGCAGGGUUGGUGUUCCCUGGCCUGGUGGGCAUGUCCCAGGCGGUGGGCGUGGCAAUCGUCGUGGUAACAGGGGUGUGGCUAGGUCAUCAUCAUGGGGGGUUUGCGUGGGAUGGCUCCGCCCACCAGUUCAACGUCCACCCGCUCUGCAUGGUCCUGGGCAUGGUGGUCCUCUAUGGCGACGCGGUCUUGCUGUACAGAGUGUUUCCCAGAGAAUCCAAGAGGAACCUGAAGAUUCUUCACGGCUCCAUUCACCUGCUGGCCCUACUGGUCUCCAUCAUAGGUCUGGUUGCUGUGUUUAACUUCCAUCGGGUGUCUGGGAUCCCUGACCUCUACUCUCUACACAGCUGGUGUGGCGUCCUCACGGUCACCCUCUUCCUCGUCCAGUGGCUGAUGGGCCUGGGUUUCUUCCUGUUUCCGGGGGCGUCGUCGUGGUUACGGGAGUGGUACCUCCCUCUCCAUGCGUUCUUUGGUUUGUUCCUGUUGGCCGUCUCCAUAGCAACCUGUUUGACCGGCAUCACCGAGAAGCUGCUGUUCAGCAUCAUGGAGACGUACUCCCUGAGGGCCCCUGAGGGCCUGCUGGCCAACAGUCUGGCCCUGCUGCUGCUGCUGUUCGGCGGCCUGGUGGGCUUCAUUGUGACCCGGGAGGAGUUCAGACGGCCCCCCCAGCCCGAGGAGGAGGCGCUGUCCGUCCACUUCACCUCCCUGACGCCCAGCUCCCCCUAGCCCUGCUCCUCCCUCCCCCACCCUCCCCCUCAGCCUCCCACUCACCCUCCUCCUCCCCGUCAGCCUCCCC